Molecule: messenger RNA, 2138 nt
Organism: Diospyros lotus (date-plum)
Lineage: Eukaryota; Viridiplantae; Streptophyta; Magnoliopsida; Ericales; Ebenaceae
Exons: 2
Coding region: 721-1740 (339 amino acids)
Source: RefSeq, a predicted model, not a curated record
UUGCUGGGGGCUCAUGGCGAGUAAAUGCACCUUUGCUGAUAAAACAAUUUCCAUUCAUUUGGGACGGUACUACUGGCUGAAUUGAUAGAGUGAGUAUAUUUGAAGGUAGAGCGAUAGCCAUUGAACGUGAUUUACCACGGGAGACGCUAAGUAGUGGGUGGCAUUGAUACACUUGACUUGAGUUGCAUGAAGCAAAUUACUUUUGCCGGAAUCAAUAUUAGGAUAAAAAAAACUCAUGAUUUUGAGGUACGAAGGGGUGUGAUAAUUGUAACUUACCACCGUCUACGUGCUCUCUCUCUCUCUGCCCUGUGAAAUUUUUGGGGGUUGUUGCUGUGUCAGUUUGAAUGGAUUUGCUUGUCCUUUUCCUAUGAUGGGUUCAUUACUCACCUGAGCUUCUUCUUCUCUCUCUUCCAAGCAGAGAGCGAGCGAGAGAGAGAGAGAGAGAGAGAGAAGGAGAGGUCGGUCUAAGCUUGGGCGAAACAGUAGCGAGUAGUGCAGUAAUUAGUAGAUUUAGAUUUCAACUUUAUACUUUGAGGACUUUUUCAAGAUCUCACAGAAGCAACCCCAAUUUUUUUAAGCAAAGAAAGUGAAAAAGCGAGGAAGAGAGUGAAAAAAACUGGCCGUUUCAUCUUUCCAGCAUGUUCAAGCCCACUCUGAUGGCGUUUCCCUGAACUUGCAGACUCGCCAUUCUUCUGGCAUGUCGUACAAGCUUCUUCUUGUAUGGCUUCGGUGAUGGCGAGUCAAGGCGGAGGGACGACUGUUUUGAGAGAUUACAGGAAAGGGAACUGGACGGUUCAGGAGACGAUGGUGCUUAUCGAGGCGAAGAAGAUGGACGACGAGCGGAGGAUGAAGAGAACUGGGGAGAGCGAAGGGCGGAGCAAGCCGGCGGAGCUGCGGUGGAAGUGGGUGGAGGAUUAUUGCUGGAGAAACGGCUGCCUGAGAAGCCAGAACCAGUGCAACGACAAGUGGGACAAUCUGAUGAGGGAUUUCAAGAAAGUGAGAGACUACGAGCGGCAAGUGGCGGAGAAAGGAGGCGUUGAAUCGGAGUCCAGUUCUUACUGGAAGAUCGAGAAGCAGGAGAGGAAAGAACGGAACUUGCCGUCUAAUAUGCUGCCCCAGAUUUACUAUGCAUUGCUGGAGGUAGUGGAGCGGCGGGAGGGUAUCAGGUUGGUGGGUUCCGCCGCCGGCGGGUCGGGUUCCAGCGUUCAGGCUGCAGCCACGCCUGGGUAUGUGUUGGAAAGGUCGACAAGUAUUAGUGCUGUUCAGCCCUCGUUGCCUCCGCCAUUGCAGCUUCCCGUCUCGUCAUCAGCUCCGGUUGCAGCCUCACCUCUCCCGCCGCCGCCGGCUCCACCGCCAGCCGGAGCUCCACCUCACGAUCUGCCACAUUCUCAGCCAUUUCAGACACUAGAUUCUGAUACGAGCGACUAUUCGGACUCGCCGGCAAAGCGAAGGCGGAGACGCGGCGGUGGAGAGGGAACGAGUGGAUGCUCCAACGAAGUGGGUUCCGCAAUCUCGAAGAGUGCCUCGAUGAUAGCGGAAGCUAUACAGGCGUGCGAGGAGAGGGAAGAAAGAAGGCAUAGAGAGCUGCUGAGCUUGCAGGAGAGGAGGCUUCAGAUGGAGGAGUCGAGGAUGGAGAUGACCAGACAAGGCAUCAGUGGCCUCGCCGACGCCAUUAACAAGCUCGCAAGCUCCAUCCUCGCCUUCGCCAGCUCCCACAGAAAUCAAUCCACUCCAAACUGAUGAACCACCCGUCCUACAUUAUUCAUUAUUCUUAAUUAAUUUCACAGGGAGAGAGAGAGAGAGAGAGAGAUUGAUGCCAUUGGAGUGGCUUUUGUACAUAGAUGACGAAGUGAUGAUCGCAGGUUGACGUUGCUGUCGUUUUCAUUUAAUCCAUUAUUAGUUUUAACUGUAAUCAUCACCAUCAUCGAAUCUUUGAUUCACUAUUACAUAUUGAUGGAUUUGAUUGAUCGGGCAACUGGCAACUCUCGAUUUACUGUUCAAAUCAUGUGUGGAAUUCCUAUUUCCUGGUGCGGCCCAAUUAAUCUUCAACGCCACCAGAUUCAUUUUACUAUAUCAAAAUAGAUUGGCCCAAGGCCCAAUCCCUCUGCUACCACCAUAAAUCUCCAAAAAAAAAAAAA